Messenger RNA from Ochotona princeps (American pika), 1936 nucleotides. RefSeq names its product EPM2A interacting protein 1 (gene EPM2AIP1). Gene Ontology annotation, biological process: positive regulation of glycogen biosynthetic process; response to insulin; positive regulation of glycogen (starch) synthase activity. Bases 67 to 1893 code for a protein of 608 amino acids. The record is from RefSeq and is a predicted model, not a curated record. NCBI's taxonomy places the organism in Eukaryota, Metazoa, Chordata, Mammalia, Lagomorpha, Ochotonidae. The transcript has a single exon.
GCCCGGCUCCGCCCCUCUCCCUGCGGCGUCGCGGAGGUGGGCCCCGCGCUCGUAUCCUUCCGCAGAAUGUGGAUGACGCCCAAGAGGAGCAAGAUGGAAGUGGACGAAGCUCUGGUGUUCCGGCCCGAGUGGACCCAGCGCUACCUGGUGGUGGAGCCCCCGGAGGGCGACGGGGCCCUGUGCCUCGUGUGCCGCCGCCUCGUCGCUUCCACCCGCGAACGCGACGUGAGGCGCCACUACGAGGCCGAGCACGAGUACUACGAGCGGUACGUGGCGGAGGGCGAGCGCGCGGCCCUGGUGGAGCGGCUGCGGCAGGGCGAGGUGCCCAGCGCCGACCCGCUCACGCCCGAGGAGAGGGCCGCCCGCGCGGGCCUGGGGCUCUGCCGCCUCCUGGCCCUCAAGGGUCGCGGCUGGGCCGAGGGCGACUUCGUGUACCAGUGCAUGGAGGUGUUCCUGAGGGAGGUGCUCCCCGAUCACGUCGGCGUCCUGGAGAACAUGGAUCUGUCUCCGGAGAUCGCGAGGCAGAGACUCCUGAAUAUCGACAAUAACCUGCGCAGUCAGCUCGUCCACCGCGCCAGGGACUUUAAGGCCUAUUCCCUUGCCCUGGACGAUCAGGCUUUCGUGGCCUACGAGAACUACCUCCUGGUCUUUAUCCGCGGCGUGGGCCCCGAUCUGGAGGUGCAGGAAGACCUGCUGACCAUCAUCAACCUGACUCAUCACUUCAGCGUCGGGGCGCUCAUGUCGGCCAUCCUGGAGGCCCUGCAGACGGCGGGGCUCAGCCUGCAGAAAAUGGUCGGCCUGACCACCACCCACACCCUGAGGAUGAUCGGGGAGAACUCGGGCUUGGUGUCCUACAUGAGGGAGAAAGCCGUGAGCCCCAACUGCUGGAACGUGAUCCACUACUCGGGAUUUCUUCACUUGGAACUCUUGACUUCGUACGACGUCGACGUAAACCAGAUCAUCAAUACCAUCUCGGAAUGGAUAGUCCUGAUCAAGACCAGAGGGGUGAGGCGCCCCGAGUUCCAGCCUCUGCUGACUCAAUCCGAGUCGGAGCACGGGGAGAGAGUGAACGGACGCUGUCUGAACAAUUGGCUAAGGAGAGGGAAGACGCUAAAACUCAUCUUCUUGCUCAGAAAAGAGAUAGAAGCCUUCCUGGUGUCCGUCGGGGCAACCACAGUCCACUUCACGGACAAGCAGUGGCUCUGCGACUUCGGCUUCUUGGUGGACAUCAUGGAGCACCUUCGAGAACUCAGCGAGGACCUGCAGGUUAGCAAAGUCUUCGCGGCUGCCGCCUUUGACCACAUCUGUGCUUUCGAAGUGAAGCUGAAUCUGUUUCAAAGUCAUAUCGAGGAGAGAGAUCUGACCCACUUUCCCUCGCUCAGAGAAGUCGCUGAGGAACUUCAACAGCAGUUCACGGAGGAUCAAAAAAUCUUUGACCCGGAUAGGUACCAGAUGGUGAUAUGUCGGCUCCAGAAAGAGUUUGAGAGACAUUUUAAGGACCUCAAGUUCAUUAAAAAAGACUUAGAACUUUUUGCAAAUCCAUUUAGCUUUAAGCCUGAAUAUGCACCGAUUUCAGUCAGGGUGGAGCUGACCAAACUUCAGGCCAACACCAGCCUUUGGAACGACUACAGAAUCAAGGACUUGGGCCAGUUCUACGCUGGCCUGUCUGCCGAGUCUUACCCGAUCAUCAAAGGGGUUGCCUACAAGGUGGCAUCUCUGUUCGAUAGCAGCUACAUCUGCGGAAAGGCUUUCUCCUAUUUGACUCAGAACCAGCACACCCUGAGCCAACCCUUGGCGGAUGAGCAUCUCCAGGCCCUCUUCCGGGUUGCCACGACCGAGAUGGAGCCCCACUGGGAUGAUCUUGUGAGAGGGAGGAAUCAGCCUAGCCCGUAGGCGUUUGCAGUGCAACCCUGAAAACCUGCAGGACUUCAACUCC